Molecule: messenger RNA, 3975 nt
Organism: Schistosoma spindalis
Lineage: Eukaryota; Metazoa; Platyhelminthes; Trematoda; Strigeidida; Schistosomatidae
Source: the annotation of a GenBank genome assembly
GAACCCGGAGAUUAGUGAUGUCAAACUUCAGUUUACGAAUCAAGGCUCCUCGAGGGGAGAAGACAGUUUCCGUCCCUAGUUCAUGUUCAGUUAAAGAACUUCGAGAUGAAGCAUCCAAAGCGUUCGAGACUCCAUCAGAAAGACUCAUUCUGAUUUUUGGAGGCAAGAUUCUAAAAGAUGAAGAUACUAUUGAACAACUUAAAAUAAAAGAUGGAUUUAUUAUCCAUUUGGUGAUUUCGAAACAACAACAGCCCUCCCAGGUUAACCCAACAGGAACCUCUUCAGUUGUAACAGAUGUGGGCAAUAGACCAAGAGAAAGUAGAAGUCCAAGUAAUCCAUCACAAACUGGUGCUACUGGAGUGAACACUUUUGCUGGUAUGCAACAGGCUAUGCAGGCUCAGGUGAUGCAGAAUCCCGAACUUCUUCGUAACAUGCUAGACAGCCCUCUUGUUCAGUCUUUGAUGAGCAAUCCAGAGGUCAUCAGAAGUUUGUUUCAAGCGAAUCCUCAAAUGCGUGAUUUGAUUGAGCGCAAUCCUGAGUUAGGACAUAUGCUUAACAAUCCAGAUCUUCUUCGUCAGUCUAUGGAGAUAGCUCGCAAUCCGGCUAUGAUGCAGGAGAUGGUCCGUAAUUAUGACCGAGCAAUUUCCAAUCUGGAAUCGGUGCCCGGAGGAAUGAAUCAUUUACAACGGAUAUUUCGGGAUAUCCAAGAACCAAUAAUGGAUGCAGCAUCGAGCAUUGGCUCCAGCUUAAGCGGUAAUCAGUCAAAUGGCAAUUCGGAGCAAAAUCCCUUCGCAAAUUUAGCAGGUGGUGUGCGACAAGGUGCUCCUGCCACUGAACCUAUGCCGAAUCCUUGGGCCCCAGCUACAACCAACUCAACUACAAAUAACAAUACUACAACAGCACCUAGUUCGGCGAAUUCAAAUCGUAACAGUGAUUUUGUGCAAACUAUGUUAAACCAACUAUCUUCUAGUCCUGAGUUGGUAUCGAAUGCUUUUCAGGUCCCAUACGUGCAAGCCAUGCUUGAAGCAAUGAGUGCAAACCCUUCAGUUAUGGAAAAUCUAAUCAUGAAUAAUCCAAUGAUUUCUAGCGUUAAUCCAAAUGUACGUGAUCAAAUGCGACAAAUGCUCCCACAAUUAGCUAACCAGAUCAAUCAACCAUCAUUUAUGAACAUGUUAUCAAAUCCUCGUGCUCUCCAAGCUAUGAUGCAGAUCCAACAAGGACUUCAGACACUGCAACAAGAAGCUCCAGGUGUGUUAACUAGUUUAGGUAUGUCUGCACCUACAACUGGUCCAGGUUCAGUUACAUCUGGUACAACCCCAACUGCAGAAACCCCGGCAACAGCUCCUGGAGACAACUCUGACUCCACAACAGCUGAUCGUACUACUGAUACUACAGCCAAUCCACCUAAUCAAGCUGAAUUGACCACACUAUUAUCCAGUAUGCUGAAUAUGAUGUCUACCACUAAUAAUGGAUUGGGUGCCACAAACAAUGCUGUAAGAUAAAGUUUUACAAUUUUCUAUUCAUUUGAAUUCGUCCAUAAAAUUUACUUAGCACUUAUGGAACAUCUUUUUGACAAUUUGCUACUUCUUUUAUUUUGUAGCCACCUGAACAACGAUAUCAAGCUGAACUUGAAGUUCUCGCUAAUAUGGGCUUUGUUAACCGAGAAGCUAAUUUGCAAGGUAAACUGUUCACUAACAAUGUGCAGGUUUAUAAAAAAAAGUUGUAAAUCAAUUUCUUUUAUAAGGCAUAAAAGUUUUGGCUGACUACCCUCUUGGUUAGACAUUUAUAAUCGUCUAAUAUAUUAUGAUAUGUAAAUACUAGAUCUUUCUUAUCAUGGUUUAUAAUAUACAUGUAUAGUUUCUUUUAUUUUAGUCUAAAAAUUACCCUUGUUGUAUUUGAGAUACUAUCUUAGUAUUCUGUUCAAAGUCAGUUAAGUAGGCGUUGGUGAGACGCUUAAACCAUUAAGCUGCAGGUUGAUUAAACUAACCUAUAAAAAACUGAGUAUUACUAUCCCAUUUUUGUUUAUCAUGACUCUUUGUUACCCUUUGUCGGUUGAUUAAGUUAGUUUAUAUGUAUAUGCGUUUUUUUGUGUGCUUCACUAUUUUUCUACUCAUUUAUUGCAGAAUUCUUCGGUCUAGGUAAAAAGAUAUUUUUUACUGGCUGGUUGAAAGUUAUACCAUUAAUACAGUAAUCUUGAUCUAUACCCUUUCAAAAUAUUCUGUAAUUUAUUCUUCAUGCAUUUCACGAAAUCGUAUUAUAACCAACAUAGUCACUUAGUAUCUAUCCCUUUGUUGGAAAAACUUGAUUACAAGUCAGUGGUGCACAUGGGCUCCACGAUCCUGAGGGAACAAAUGACCUAUGAACCAAUCGUUGGUCACCGGCUACCAUGGAACUUCGUUUACUUACUUUACUCCACUACCUUGUAGAUUAGACCUUCUGGUCAAAGACUCUGUGUGUGGCCUCCUGAGAAAACCAUGUGCUUCGGUUUGGGUACACACGCAGUAUCCCAGCUCUCAUAUAAAUCGAAUGAUUUAUGUGGUGCAUAUCUAUUUGGUGCCUCCUUUUACCAAUGGUCAUGUGUUCAAAUAAAACAAAUAAAUAAAUUUCGAUAUAAAUAACAUGAUUUCACAGUUAGUACAAUUGUAGUGAACAAGAAUAUAAGUGGGGGACAAUGGAAUGUAUUUGACACGAAAUUACGGAGCAUCAAUAAAAUCUGAGAACCAUAUAGUAAACUGUUAGUUUGCAAAAUAUCAAUCCAUCGUUUCAAACUACACUGUUCCUUUUGCAAAUAUCAGUCAAUCGUCUCAGAUUUCAUUGUUCAUGAGUUUUCAUACCAAUUGCGUUCCGUUCCUCUUCUUUCUUCAUCGACCUUCUACUGAAAUACAUUCUAUACUUGAUCACCGUUAUAUACUACUUAUGUGGGUUUAAGUAACCCAUACCACACAAUUUCUAUUUGGGUAGUUGAUUGUCUCCUUUACUAUAGUUUACAAUUAACGUCCUGAAAACGUCUAACCAUUUUCGUUUUUCAUUAACUAAGAAAAUGCUUAGUUGAUAAGCAUAUUUUUAACUAACCAAUCUAUGUAUUGGUUUUUUUAUAGCAUUGAUCGCUACAUUUGGGGAUGUGAACGCAGCUAUUGACCGACUCCUUCAAUCAAAUCAGUCAAGAUAAUGCCCCAGGUUGUUCACCCUAAAUAUUGACAUUAUAUAGUACUUAUUUCAUUUCUAGAGAGGAUAUGCACUAAUCUUUGGGUUUUCUUUUUCUAAACAAAGGAGACUGUCAAUAUGUAUUUUUCAUCAGUAUAUUUUUGCUGUCACAAUUUUCAUAAACUGUUGCAUUAUAUGUACUUGUGUGCUGCUAUUCAACAGUUUUGCUUUUUAGACUUGUCAAAAGCCUUUUCAUUCUCUUUUGUUUUUAUUCGCUUCUUAUUAGAACAGUUCGUAUAUGUGUUCUGCAUACUUUUUCAUUAAUUUUCAUAAAGUAUCAAAUAAACUGCGCACAUCACAGUAAUUAAUCCUCUUCUACAUCUUUUAUUGUUUGUUUGUUUGUUUUUGUUUUUUGUUUCUCUUCCCCCCUUCUUUUUUUCUGUUAUACCCUCCAUUUCUCUUUUCCUAAAAUUGUCUGUCUAAUGUGUUUUUUUGUUUUGUGUUUUUUUAAAGAAAAAAAAGGAAAAGACAAUAUGCAAUUGUAUUUGUUUCUCUUUUCUUUUUCUUUUUUCUCUUUGAUUUGAUGUGUUUACUAGCUCUGUAUUUUGACAUGGUUACGUAGAGAAAGAAGGAAAAAAAGAAAGAAAACAAGUAGAAAAUGUUUUUCUUUUUCAGAAAAAAAAGUGUUUAUUCUCCCGAUGAUUCUUGAAUAUUCUUACAUAUGGUCAAUUGUGUUAACUUCAUUUACAUAUAUGUGGACCAUUUUAGUUAAAUAAGGAAAAAAAAUGGAUGUAAUCUAUAAUAUCAAAAAAAUAUAUGCAUAUAUAGACA